UGGAUAGUGAGGCAGUUUUAGUUGCGGCUAAAUUGAACCGGAGUUGCAGCUGUUCGCUUGAUGUUUUUGUUUUGCUUGCCAGGCAAGAAAUAUGACUGACUUCAUUGAGGCAGUGUCCAAUCCAUUAGCACCGGAUGUAUUUGUUGGUCAUGGCGACUUUCCUAAUCACAAACUAUCUAACAGCGAUUUUCGAAAAUUGUUAAUGACACCUAAGCCAUCAAUACAACCUUCAAAGACCGAUGAAGUACAUGAAUCUGGAACCCGCAGCUCUACUCAUCACUCAGAAAGAUCUGAUCGUAUACGCCAAGAUCCUAGUCAAACGACCCAUCGUAGUAAACAUAAGAUAAGUCAUAAGCGUCAUCACGUUCGUAGUAAGAAAGAUACUCAAAAAUCGGAUGUUUCUGAAUCAUCACAUCGUUACCGAGAUCGUGCAAAAGAACGACGUGACGGUAAACUUGUAGCACCAACUGAAGAAGUUGAAGAAGAACGUGAAAUAGAUAAUGACGAUGAUACUUUAACUCGUACAGCUGAUUAUCGUGCUGUUGCACCAUCUUCUGCUGCUGGUGCCUCACAUGCUGAACGUCGUCGAAUGCUUAUACAAGAAUCUAAAUAUCUUGGUGGUGAUAUGGAACAUACUCACUUGGUCAAAGGUCUUGAUUAUGUUCUAUUACAAAAAGUUCGUUUGGAAAUACAAAACAAGGAAAUUGAAGCUGAACAUGCACUGGACGAUGAAUUGAAUAAACCAGAUAAAAUAAAAGAAAGUACUAAUAAUGAAGAAGGCAUACAAUUUCGUACUCAUCUAGCAGCAAAUAUAUGCAAUGUUCUUUUCAAUGAACGUCUUCCAGAACGUAAUGAAUAUUUUCAGCCUGGUCGUAUGGCUUAUCGUAUUGAACUAGAAGAUGAUUCAGUAGAUUUUGAAGUACCGGCUACAGUGAUUCGCAGUAAAUCUGAUUGUUUACAAAUAGAUGGCCGUGGAGCUGGUGCAAUAACUACAAAUGAAAUUGUAAUCAAUAAACUUACUCAAAUCUUAUCAUAUUUACGAGCUGGUAAACGACAUGCAAAGAAAGCUAAACUUAAAGGACGUGUUGGUGAAAAACCUGAAUUAGAUUAUGAAGAUAAUCGACAUCAUAUUCAUAAAAUGGCUAAUACCGCUAUAUUUGAAGGUGUCGGCAAUGAAUAUCUACCUACAGUAAAGAAACAAGGCAAAAACGAUGAUAAAACAGAUUUAUCAUUUGAUGAUUCGAAAACGUCAAAUACACGUAAUCUUGUAUCUGCUUCUAAUACUACUACUACUACUGCUAAUCAUAAUCAUAGCAACACUACUGAAUCAAAUAAUCCGCAAUCGUCGUACUUUGAUAUCCCCGCUAAUGCUAAUUCAACCACAAAUAAUUCAGUAAAUGCUACUAAAGAAUUUUUAAAUGAAUUAAGUCAACGUUUCGGUGUUAAAGAUGAAAAUAAGCUUCAAGAAAAAGCAAGUCUUGAACGAUUCUUUGCUAAAACUCAAGUCACCUGUUAUGAUGAGUGUUAUCCUGGUUUUGCGGAAUCAUACGAUGCUAUGGGUGAUUCUGAUGAUGAAGCUGAUUUUAGUAAAAUGGAUUUAGGUAAUAAAAAAGGUCCAGUUGGUCGGUGGGAUUUUGAAACACAAGAAGAAUACAGUGAUUAUAUGUCGAAUAAAGAAGCUUUGCCAAAAGCAGCAUUUCAAUAUGGUGUUAAAAUGGCUGACGGUCGUCGUACACGUCGUAUUGGACCAAAAGAUGAAAAGGCUGAAUUAGAUCGUCAGUUACAAAAAAUACAAUCAAUUAUACAGAAACGUAAACAACUGGCUGAAGAUGGUGGUCCAGUAGGAAAAAAUCCACGAUUUUAAAAGUUGCUAUGAUAUACUUGUAUAUUUAUUUAACCUUUAGUUUUAAUUUAAAUCUAUAUAAAAUAACUUCUACAUUCAUGUACUUGAGUUAUAUUUAUCAUCCGAUUUUUUGUGUACUAUUAGCUAACAAUAUUGAAUUGGACUGAAUAUAUAAAAGUGAUUACUUAUUGUCAAAUAUAUAUAUAUUCUGCUUAUUCCCACAUUUUACAACCCUCAAUUGU
This is a messenger RNA of Schistosoma turkestanicum, 2085 nucleotides long. The record is from the annotation of a GenBank genome assembly. NCBI's taxonomy places the organism in Eukaryota, Metazoa, Platyhelminthes, Trematoda, Strigeidida, Schistosomatidae.